This is a messenger RNA of Dibothriocephalus latus, 297 nucleotides long. NCBI's taxonomy places the organism in Eukaryota, Metazoa, Platyhelminthes, Cestoda, Diphyllobothriidea, Diphyllobothriidae. The record is from the annotation of a GenBank genome assembly.
AUGACGUGCCGGAUCCUGCUAACUGAGAGCAUCACAGAGGAGCUUCCUUUUAAGGGCCAGCAGAAGGGGAAGAAAGCCUCCCGCGAAACGGAGGCGUAUACUGUGAUCUUGCGUAAGGGUUACUACUUUAUUAUAGCUCUCCUUCUAUCAGAGGCUUAUAAAAUUGCAAAUGAAUCCCGGCUAACAGAUCGCCGCUGUGUUGAGGAUGCCUUCAAUGACACCUUCAAGAAGGUCUACGACAGGCAUUUCAGAAGAUGCAUUAAGGCUGACAAAGGAAAAACUUCUGUUGGUAAGUGA